Diaporthe citri is the source of this 741-nucleotide messenger RNA. RefSeq lists its product as uncharacterized. Lineage: Eukaryota; Fungi; Ascomycota; Sordariomycetes; Diaporthales; Diaporthaceae. The transcript has a single exon. Bases 1 to 741 code for a protein of 246 amino acids. The record is from RefSeq and is a predicted model, not a curated record.
AUGGAUCCUCAAGAACCACAUCAUUCUCGACCCCGAGUCCGCAUUCUCGGUCGAAGAUUCCGCCUGGGGCCUGGUGAGGAGGCCAUGGGUGUGAUGAUCCAGGAAAACGAGGUCGUCCGAAUUCCCACCACCUGUUGGGAAACCGAUCUUCCGCUGCAGACAGCGACAAUUUUUGGCUUCCACAUACCACCGAUCAUCCCCGCGCUAUGGCACAGCCUGACGACGAGGCAGCCCGGCGGGUGCCUCAUGCGCCCAAUUCGCCGUGCAAAAGCUGUUUUCAACAACUUCCGCGAUUUAUGGAACGAUUUUUGUCUCUGGUCAAGCCAGCGCCAGUUCCACGAGCUAGACCCACAACCGACCACUUUUUCUGAACAAGAUCACAAUCAUUGGAGGGGUCUCAAGGCGGCACAGUACCAAAUCGGAUAUCAGGACCCUUCCGCAGAUCCGAAGUGGAGGAUGAAGCAAAUCGUCGAGGUCAAGGACUAUGAUGACAUAAAUCGUGUGUUUCACGUCGCCUCUUCUAACUUGACUUGGUAUGUCGGCGCCUACCACUCUUUUCGAAAUUCCUGGGCUGACCACUACGUAGGACAUGGAGAAAUCGACACUUCGGUUCGACUGAUUGGAAGUUUCACGUACCGCGUCCGCCAAACGGAAGUUCCAGGCGGCGGACGGUUAAGGAGCCUCCAUGGUAACUCAGAUUCAACUGUCGACACAAAUGCAGACUCACAGUUGGAUCACUAG